Molecule: messenger RNA, 2319 nt
Organism: Marasmius oreades (fairy-ring Marasmius)
Lineage: Eukaryota; Fungi; Basidiomycota; Agaricomycetes; Agaricales; Marasmiaceae
Exons: 31
Coding region: 1-2319 (772 amino acids)
Molecular function (GO): oxidoreductase activity, acting on CH-OH group of donors; flavin adenine dinucleotide binding
Source: RefSeq, a predicted model, not a curated record
AUGCUCUCUUCUGACUUCGCAUUGGGUGGUGAUCUAUUUAGCAAGGGACGUCGGCUGGACUGUUCCGACGUUUCUGUUCACGGCUCUAUUCCUACCCAUUCCAUUGGACGAUUUCUUGAUAACGGUUACAUCUCCACACCAGUUAGACCCACCUCUGGCCCCAUGGUCAGAUUUUCGUCACACCCGUUACUCAGAUCGUAUCUGGAAUCCAUAGGCCUCAGUUACUGUGUUCCCACCAAGAGGGUAAAAAAGACUUCUCUUGAAACCAGCGAUAUAAAUACUCCACACUGUUUCCUUGUCGGUGUGAGUCUAGUCAGCUUUAUUGCGAACUUCCAAACCUCAUCCAAACUAUUUCCUUUCAUCAUGGGUCACCCAGAAGAAGUCGAUGUGAUCGUUGCCGGUGGAGGCCCCGCAGGUUGUGUCGUCGCUGGGCGACUGGCCUAUGCCGACCCCAACCUCAAAGUUAUGCUCAUCGAAGGUGGUGCCAACAACCGUGACGACCCUUGGGUAUAUAGGCCUGGCAUCUACGUCAGGAACAUGCAGCGGGACGGAAUCAACGAGAAGGCGACAUUCUACGUCGACACGAUGAAAUCCUCUUAUAUGCGUGGUAGGCAGAGUAUUGUCCCAUGCGCCAACAUUUUGGGCGGUGGUAGCAGUAUCAACUUCCAGAUGUACACUCGUGCAUCUGCCUCAGACUGGGACGACUUUAAAACGGAAGGCUGGACGGCUAAGGACCUGUUACCUCUGAUGAAGCGUUUGGAAAACUAUCAAAAACCCACCAACAAUGAUACCCACGGAUACGAUGGCCCCAUCGCUAUCAGCAAUGGUGGAAGCAUCACUGCCCUUGCGCAGGAUUUCUUGAGGGCGUCCGACGCUAUUGGCGUUCCAUUCAGCGAUGAUAUCCAGGACCUUAAUACCGCUCAUGCCUCGGAAAUCUGGGCCAAGUACAUCAACAGGCACACUGGUCGUCGAAGUGACGCCGCUACGGCUUACGUCCACAGUGUCAUGGAUGUGCAAUCCAACUUAUACCUGCGCACCAAUGCUCGUGUCAACCGUGUCAUCUUCGAGGGUAACAAGGCCGUCGGAGUUGCAUACGUUCCGUCUCGCAACCGAACUCAUAAAUCGCAGCUCAUGGAGACCGUCGUCAGAGCACGCAAGUGUGUCGUUAUCAGCAGUGGUACCCUCGGCACUCCUCAAAUCCUUGAGCGCUCUGGUGUCGGUGAUGCUAAGCUCCUUAAGAAGCUCGACGUUAAGGUGGUUAGCGAUCUUCCUGGCGUUGGCGAGCAAUACCAAGACCAUUACACCACCCUUUCCAUCUUUCGUGUCUCCAACGAGAGCUUCACUCUGGAUGACUUCCUCCGUGGAGACAAGGAUACUCAAAAAGAGAUAUUCGCUGAAUGGGAAGCGAGUCCAGAGAGGGCCAGGUUGUCAUCGAACGCCAUCGACGCCGGUUUCAAGAUUCGUCCGACUGAGGAAGAGUUGAAAGAAAUGGGUCCUGAGUUCAACGAACUCUGGGACAGGUACUUCAAGGAUAAGCCAGACAAGCCCGUCAUGUUCGGCUCCAUCGUCUCUGGAGCUUACGCCGAUCACGCUCUCCUCCCGCCUGGCAAGUACAUCACUAUGUUCCAAUACCUCGAGUACCCGGCCAGUCGUGGCAAGAUUCACAUCCAAUCCCCGAACCCAUAUGUGGAACCGUUCUUCGACAGUGGUUUCAUGAACAACAAGGCUGACUUCGCUCCCAUUCGUUGGAGUUACAAGAAGACUCGUGAAGUUGCUCGUAGAAUGGAUGCUUUCCGUGGAGAACUCACCUCCCACCACCCACACUUCCACCCCGGCUCUCCCGCUGCAUGCAGGGACAUUGACAUCAAGACCGCGAAGCAAAUCUACCCAGAUGGCUUUACCGUUGGUAUCCAUAUGGGUACUUGGCACAGGGCUUCUGAACCCUACGACGCUAGCAAGGUCCACGAAGACAUCCAGUACACGAAAGAGGACGACGAAGCUAUCGACAACUGGAUUGCCGACCAUGUGGAGACUACUUGGCACAGUCUUGGAACUUGCGCCAUGAAGCCGCGCGAGGAAGGAGGUGUCGUUGAUGGACGCCUCAACGUUUUCGGCACUGAAAACUUGAAGGUUGUCGACUUGAGUAUCUGCCCUGAUAAUCUGGGCACGAACACUUACUCUUCCGCCUUGCUCGUUGGCGAGAAAGGAGCCGACCUCCUUGCUCAGGAUCUUGGCGUGCGCCUCAGGCUACCUCACGCCCCAGUUCCCCACGCCCCAGUUCCCACUGGCAAGCCCACUACUCAACAAGCUCGCCGUUGA